Molecule: messenger RNA, 459 nt
Organism: Ostreobium quekettii
Lineage: Eukaryota; Viridiplantae; Chlorophyta; Ulvophyceae; Bryopsidales; Ostreobiaceae
Source: the annotation of a GenBank genome assembly
AUGGGUCAGAAGCCUCGCUACUGCGAGGUCAAUGGGGUUAAGAUGCUCAAAGGGCAGCUUGUCUCACCGCAUGCUCCCGGUGAUGAUGGCUUCACAUAUUGGGGCUACACUGUUCGCAUCGCCCCAGGCUUCGAGGAUGCCUUCUCGCAGUGCCCGUCCACAGGAGGUUACGAUUUGAAGAUUGGGACGUCAGAGCACGGGGAUGUGGUGCCUGUGGCCCAGUUGCAGCUCCCAGCAUUCAAGCACCUCAUUGUGGGAUUUGGGGGACCUCAGGGACUGGAGCGCUGCUGUGAAACGGAUGUCAGAUGCCAAGGCAAGAGACCAGAGGACUUCUUCGAUAUGUACCUGAACACUUGCCCAAAGCAGGGUAGCAGAACAAUAAGGACAGAGGAGGCCAUGUGGAUAUCGCUGGCAUACAUCAGCCACUCGCUUGCAUCCCAAGAUCCCCACACAGCAUGA